AUGGGCAACGCAAACCGCCCGAGAUUACCGGCGGCGGCGAGAGGGGCUCCGGAAAAUCGAGCCGCCGCCGCCCUCCCAAACGCCGAGUUUCACCGACCCACGGCCGGCGGGCCGACAACCACCCUUCUCACCCCAACGCCCGCCCGCCGCGGAAAUCCCAGCACCAGCCGGGAGAUUUCUGAAGAGAAAGAUUCCCCCCACACCCUUCGGGGCGAGGAUGCGCCGCCUCACGCAGUGACAUCGGAGUCCAAUGCGCCGCCCAAGAAUGGGGACCACGGUUCUUCUUCAGAGGGUGCUGCAGCAGGAAAUGGGAAGAGUGAAACUUUAUCUUUACGCAAGGAUACCCUCCGGUAA
Messenger RNA from Trypanosoma theileri, 354 nucleotides. RefSeq lists its product as uncharacterized. The coding region runs from base 1 to 354 and encodes 117 amino acids. NCBI's taxonomy places the organism in Eukaryota, Euglenozoa, Kinetoplastea, Trypanosomatida, Trypanosomatidae. The transcript has a single exon. The record is from RefSeq and is a predicted model, not a curated record.